UAAAUAGUCACGUCAUUCUCGUGCACAUCAUUCAUGUUAAUAUUUCAUGACGUUAAUUUCAAAUCCUUUGCUUUCAUACUGGUUCAACUAUGCAAUAGGGCCUACCCAAAAUAUUAAUCACUCGAGGCUAACAAAAACAGUCAAGGCUUUGUCAAAACAUGAUGGAAGCUACUGGAAGGCUACGCUUAAUAUGAACAAAUGAAUGUACAUUUACAAGACAUGCUGCACAUGUCAACAGAGGAGCUGCGGAGGCGUGUAGUGGGAUUAGGCAUCGACGCAAGCACCACAUCCCAUUUACACCAACUGUAGCUCUGAGCGCGCGCACACUGUGAGUCCAGCAGGCAGAGGGAGCAGGAGACAGGAUGGCAUCUCUAGGACUCAAGGCGAUUGUCGGAGAAAAGAUUAUGAAUGAUGUCAUUAAGAAGGUGAAGAAGAAGGGAGAGUGGAAGGCUUUGGUGGUGGACAAGCUCAGCAUGAGAAUGAUUUCAUCAUGCUGUAAAAUGACAGACAUCAUGUCUGAGGGAAUCACAAUUGUUGAGGACAUAUCCAAGCGGCGUGAGCCUCUUCCUACCAUGGAAGCCAUAUAUCUCAUCACUCCAUCUGAUGAGUCAGUUGAAGGACUCAUCAAUGACUUCAGAGACCCCCGUAAUCCCAUAUACAGAGGGGCACACGUGUUCUUCUCAGACACAAUUCCAGACUCUUUGUUCAACUUGAUAAGUAAAUCCCGUGCCUCUAAAUCCAUAAAGACACUGACUGAGAUUAACAUUGCUUUCCUGCCCUAUGAAUCACAGGUGUACUCAAUGGACAACUCAGAUGCCUUCCAGGAUUUCUACAGUCCGUUUAAAGCUGAUGUAAAGAACCGGGUGUUGGAGCGUUUAGCCGAGCAAAUAGCCACCCUGUGCUCCACACUGAAAGAGUACCCAGCUGUUAGAUACAGAGGAGAGUACAAAGACAAUGCGGUUCUGGCCCAGAUGCUUCAGGAUAAACUGGAUGGUUACAAAGCGGAUGACCCCACUUUGGGAGAGGGACCUGAUAAAGCACGUUCCCAGCUAUUGAUUCUGGAUCGAGGCUUUGACCCUGUCUCGCCACUUCUGCACGAGCUUACAUUUCAGGCCAUGGCCUAUGACCUGCUGCCCAUUGAGAAUGAUGUCUACAAGUAUGAGACCAGUGGAAUGGGUGACACUCGUAUGAAAGAGGUGCUGUUGGAUGAAGAUGACGACCUGUGGAUGACUCUGAGACAUAAACACAUAGCAGAGGUGUCAACAGCUGUGACUAAAUCGCUUAAGGACUUCUCUGCAAGCAAAAAGAUGAACACAGGAGAGAAGACCACCAUGAAAGAGCUCGCCCAAAUGCUUAAAAAGAUGCCACAGUACCAGAAAGAAUUAAGCAAGUAUUCAACUCACCUGCACUUAGCAGAAGACUGUAUGAAGCAUUACCAAGGCUCAGUGGACAAACUGUGCCGUGUUGAGCAGGAUCUAGCUAUGGGCACAGAUGCGGAGGGUGAGAAGAUCAAAGACCCCAUGAGAGCCAUUGUACCCAUCCUACUGGACGCCACCGUCACCAUCAUGGACAAGAUCCGUAUCAUCCUGCUCUACAUCUUCCUCAAGAAUGGUGUGUCAGAGGAGAAUCUGUGUAAGCUCCUCCAGCAUGCUCAGAUCCCUCCAGAGGACAGUGAUAUCAUCUCUAAUAUGGCCCACAUGGGGCUUCCCAUCAUUUCAGAGCAAGUAACCACACGCAAAGGGAAGAAAUCUGACCGCAAGGAAAGAGUCAGUGAGCAAACGUACCAGCUCUCCCGAUGGACUCCGCUGGUUAAAGACAUCAUGGAGGAUGCCAUUGAAGACAAACUUGAUCCAAAACAGUAUCCUUACAUCUCCACACGCACAGUAUCCUCAAAAACUACCACAGCUACCAGUGCCCGUUAUGGAAACUGGCAUAAGAACAAGAGUCCAGGAGAGAUUCGCAACGGCCCACGCAUCAUCGUCUUCAUCAUUGGGGGUGUGACCUACAGCGAGAUGCGCUGCGUCUAUGAGGUCACACAGGCCAACGGCAAAUGGGAAGCGCUCAUCGGCUCCACCCACACCAUCACUCCCAUUAAAUACCUAAAGCAUCUGCAGCACCCAGACUUCCUGGACCCCAACGCGGCCCCGGAGGACCAGCUUCCUGCAGAAGAUAAGUGACGAAGACAAGAAACAAGAAUGUGGUGACAUCAUUGCCCUCUCUCACUAUUCUGGUAUCCUCAAUGAUAUGAUCCAACUAAAACUUCAUUAACUCACACAUCCAGACAUUGUUUCUACACUUUGGCUAAUUUCAGGCAGUCUGUCUUGUCAGCGAUAGGCUAUAGUGAAGUAUAUUAUUACUCAAGUAGCCUCUGUACCAUUCAUAAUCACCUAAAUAUAAGCCUCAGGUUGUAUCAGGGUUUGUCAACUAACUGAAAUAUACAUAAGGGAUCAUGCAGAGUCAGUCGGUCAUUAUCAAUAAACAAGGAAUUAUUAAGGUGUCAUUAUGCAUUGUUGCUAACAUGGGACCACUUGACUUGAUUGUAACUAAAAACAAAAGAUUAUUUAAAUACUCUCAAUGUUCAGCAUAGCAAAUUGAGUUUGAGAUUCCAGUUUCCUGUUCUGUAAAGUAGUUUGGCCUGCUAUGCAGUGGUCUGGUGUGUCUGCCAAGCAUGAUUGUGUCUAUUGUGUGAUGAUCAUGGUAAUAUUGGAUGCCCCAUUGUGAAAAUCAACUGCUUUGUGUUGUUUUAAUCUUGUGGUUAGGAAAUUAUAGUUACUAGUUUUGUAUACCGACUUUGUUCAUAUAGUAAAUCCUCCCUCUCUGAUGUUCUGUUCUUUUAGACGUUGUUUUACAUCUUCAGUAAGCACAAAAUUACUGUUCCUUGUGCAGUAAUGUAGUAUGAUUGCUUUUUAUGUUGUAGCCCAUUAUUUAUUUACAUUAAGAAUACAAAUUCAUGCGGUGUAAAUAUACAAUAUGUAUGCCAUAUUUAAAUAUAUUUAACAUAUUUAGCACAUCAGAGGUUAUAAAGUGCAAACCAGUGUCUUGUGCAUAUAUUAAAAUAAAUUGGCUUCUGUUAAACAUUUGAUUAUGACAUUUUGAGAGUUUUCAUGCCAUGCAAUCACACAUUAGGGUAUUUCUCAUAAUGUUAUAGAAAAUACACAUUAGUUCAAUUAUAAUAUUAAUAUGGUUUAGACGCAGGUGAAUAUUAAUGUGUAUAACAGUUGGAUAUGUUGAUAUAAUAACAAAAAGACCACUGACAAAUAGGAAGAAGAAUAUAGAGAUAAAAAAAAUUAUGCAUCAUUAUGCAAAUUGAUACAAUUAUCAUUAAUCAUUGCUGUUGGUGGACGUUGAAUGUCAAAGAAUAUAUUAAAGAUAAGACAUUUUUAAACUUAAAUGUUACGUUUCUUCAAAAAAGUACAUUUAAAAUAAAUGAAUAAUUGAAAUGACCUGCAAGACUUUGAAUGGUGUCAAAAUAAUUGCAAAACAAGAUAAAUUAAUUUAAAAAAGUUUAACAAAAAAAUAUUAGCAGUAUAAUAUUUUUAAAUAUUUUAGUAAACCUUAGCAAUUAAAAGCAUGUUCUUCAUUUGAACACACGAGGGCACCAAAACAACUUCAGCAGAGAAGAGCGACAAAUGACAGACAUCAACACUUUUUAGGUGGAUGAGCAAUAACAAUUUGAUUUAACCAAGUAUUGAAAAUAUGAAUCAAUUAGACAUAUAAUUCAAUCUUUAAAUAUUUAUUUAAGUCUCUUUUCCAGUUUGGCAUAAAUCAUAAAUAUUUCAGGCAUAAUAUUGUUACCCUGUACUGUCUCUAUAAGGUGUUGCUCUGUAAUUAGCCUAAGAUAUUACAGUUCCUGUAAAGUUACAAUAUUAUGUGUUUUACAUAGCAAAGUACAACAAAUGACAAGCAACAAAUAAAUAAAAAGAAGAUCUUAAUAAACUUAAAGACAGACUAUCUGCAUAACGAUUUGUGGUGUUUGAAUAACACAUCUAAAGGAAAGAGAACAUCAUUUGGGGUUGAAAGACUAAUAUGCUUAUAUGUUUCUAUACUAAGUGAUGAUGUUUUGGUUUCGUAUUUGAGGGUUUUUAUGUUUAUGUAGUCAUUGAAAACAUUAUAUCAACAGUAUGUGCAAAAAAUAUAUAUUACAUAAAUAAAAUAUAUACAGCUUUA
This is a messenger RNA of Megalobrama amblycephala (Wuchang bream), 4167 nucleotides long. RefSeq names its product syntaxin binding protein 1b (gene stxbp1b). Gene Ontology annotation, biological process: neurotransmitter secretion; vesicle-mediated transport; intracellular protein transport. Gene Ontology annotation, molecular function: syntaxin binding. NCBI's taxonomy places the organism in Eukaryota, Metazoa, Chordata, Actinopteri, Cypriniformes, Xenocyprididae. Bases 363 to 2177 code for a protein of 604 amino acids. The record is from RefSeq and is a predicted model, not a curated record. The transcript has 20 exons. Gene Ontology annotation, cellular component: secretory granule; plasma membrane.